GUCGAUAUAUAUUUGCUCCCAAUUUUAGAGGACAUUAGUCACUUUCAGACAUCAGAGAAAAAUACUCACACCUGUGCCUGCCUGCAUAUCUGUAAAAUAAAUAGAAACAGGACAAUGGCUUGCGGAUCACAUCUUAUCGUUGCUACCUUUUGCCUUGGCACCCUGGUCAUCCAACCUCUCGACGCGUGUACCACGCCGAAACCCAAUCUACGAGCGAUCAAGUCCUCGGCGAAACUGCCCGCUCUGAAAUUCUUGCUGAACCCGAUAUACGACGGGGACGACUACAUUUACCUCGUGGACGGGUACGGCAAUUCUCUUAACCACAGUACUGCCAUCAUUUCGAGGUACCGUAAAAACUCAAAUAGUAGCCGGGGGCUACUAUUUACAAAAUUGGUGUCUGGGACCCGGCUACUAUUUGAGCAAGGCUACUAUUUGGGCAGGGUCACUAUUUAUAAAAUGACGGAAAGAAGCACGGCUACUAUUUGCAAACAGCUAUUGAAUUAUGUUUCCAGAAUCAAUCUCCAAUUAAAUUUUAAUAACAGCACCAAUUUCUCCCCUAGAAUCGCAGUCUAUGACAAUUCUGUUGUUUAAACCUCCUCUUAAUCAAUUUCUUUGAUGAGUCGAAUUUGGUGUUCACUUCGAUUUUUUGUGUUUAAUUGCGAUUAAAUCGAAUUAUAAUUGAAUUACUUAAAUGACCUGGCUGGGAGAUGUGUGGUUAAGUUGAUGCACGGCUAUAAUUCAAGUAAGGCUAUUAUUUGGGCAGGGCUACUAUUUGGGCAGGGCUACUAUUUGAGCAGGGCUACUAUUUGGGCAGGGCUACUAUUUGGGCAGGGCUACUAUUUGGGCAAGGUCACUAUUUUUAAAAUUAUGAAAAAAGGCAGGGCUACUGUUUGAGCACGGCUACUAUUUGAGCAACGGCUACUAUUUGAGCACGGCUACUAUUUGAGUUUUUACGGUAUUCCAUUUCCACGGAUGAAAUAGUCUCCGUCGCUCAAAAUUCGUAUUAUAACCUUGUCUGGGGAAGUGCUUUUAUGGAUUUUGAGCAAAACCUGAUUUACUACUUGAGCGGCUUAGACACUGCAGGACGAAUUAUGAAAGUAGAUCUUAACACGAACAACUGGACAAUAAUUGGAGACUGGACGUCUGAAUGGAUUGCCGCCAGGAUUUUAGUCGACAAUUAUACAGGCUACAUAAUGGGUGGAAAUUUUUACAACUCGACUAAUGCAUUCCACAUUAAAACGACGACAUCCACGAGGCUGAGCGACCUGCCGGCCUCGUUCCAGGAGUGUGGCUUGUCCGGCGUGCAUACAGGAAAUGACAGCGUCUACCUGUUUGGCUGCCCUUGGGGGACCUGUGACAAAGUUGGCAAGUACAGCAUAAAAAUGGACUCCUUCGAGGUGUUACAACCCGAUACUGGUUAUAAAUCUGGAGUCUUAUCUACGGUGUGGACUGGGGAGUUGAUCUAUAUUUUCGGAAACGUUGCAAACUAUUCCUCCCCGAAUGUUUGGACGUAUAAUGUUGAAACAAAUGUGUUGGCCCCGGUCACAGUUGACGACUUUCCGGGGGAAGAAGAUCAGCAAAUAGCAUUUACUGAUGCCGUUUACGUAAAGAAAUUGAAUAGAAUUUACACCUUUGGAGGACAAACUGUCGACCAGAUGGAUAACAGGAUGAUAAGAGACGAUAUCUGGUAUAUUGACUUGAAUUGAAAAAAUAUGAAAGCAAAAAUAGUAUUCAAAUCUAGAGUUUUUUCUAAAGUUACAUACAGUGUCGGACAGAUGUCUACGUCCACAUAGUCGCGUCAAUUUCAUUUUCAAAUUGUCACUGAACUACUGAACCAAUUUUCAUCAU
Messenger RNA from Folsomia candida, 1848 nucleotides. RefSeq lists its product as uncharacterized. The coding region runs from base 1032 to 1706 and encodes 224 amino acids. Lineage: Eukaryota; Metazoa; Arthropoda; Collembola; Entomobryomorpha; Isotomidae. The record is from RefSeq and is a predicted model, not a curated record. Gene Ontology annotation, molecular function: protein binding. The transcript has 3 exons.